This is a messenger RNA of Fusarium sp. VM40, 576 nucleotides long. Lineage: Eukaryota; Fungi; Ascomycota; Sordariomycetes; Hypocreales; Nectriaceae. The record is from the annotation of a GenBank genome assembly.
AUGCCUCCCCGCGCCCACUCCAAGACCUCCCGUGUCCCUCGACGACCUUUCGAGUCUGCCCGACUUGACUCUGAGUUGAAGCUCGUCGGCGAGUAUGGCCUGCGCAAUAAGCGUGAGGUCUGGCGAGUCGGUCUGACUCUGUCCAAGAUCCGUCGUGCUGCCCGUCAGCUUCUUACCCUCGACGAGAAGGACCCCAAGCGUCUCUUCGAAGGCAAUGCCCUCAUUCGCCGUCUGGUCCGCGUCGGUGUCCUUGACGAGUCCCGCAUGAAGCUCGAUUACGUCCUGGCCCUGAAGAUCGAGGAUUUCCUUGAGCGCCGUCUCCAGACCUGUGUCUGGAAGCUCGGUCUUGCCAAGUCUAUCCACCACGCCCGUGUCCUGAUCCGCCAGCGUCACAUCCGAGUCGGCAAGCAGAUCGUCAACGUUCCUUCUUUCAUCGUCCGUCUCGACUCCCAGAAGCACAUCGACUUCGCUCUUACCUCGCCCUUCGGUGGUGGCCGUCCCGGCCGUGUCCGCAGAAAGAAGGCCAAGGCCGCCGAGGGCGGUGAGGGUGGCGAGGACGAGGAGGACGAGGAGUAA